Messenger RNA from Terrapene triunguis (Three-toed box turtle), 436 nucleotides. It is a transcript of the gene MICOS13, whose product is annotated as mitochondrial contact site and cristae organizing system subunit 13. The transcript has 3 exons. Gene Ontology annotation, biological process: cristae formation. Lineage: Eukaryota; Metazoa; Chordata; Testudines; Emydidae. Bases 40 to 312 code for a protein of 90 amino acids. The record is from RefSeq and is a predicted model, not a curated record. Gene Ontology annotation, cellular component: MICOS complex; mitochondrial crista junction.
CUCAGGUUCGUUGUCAAAGGCAGCCUGGCUGGAGGUGCCAUGUACGUGGCGUAUGAUCAGGGGCUGCUGGGGAAUGGCAGUCAAGGAGCAGAGGCCCUCAAAAAGGCUCGAGCAGCGCUGCCUCCAGCUAUACAGGAAUGGACGAAUUACACAGGCUGGGAGCUUCCAUCCACUCCAAAAUUUGACUUUUCUGUCUCUGAAUCCUGGAACACAGGAGUUCAGGCCACCAUGUCUGCUCUAUCUGUAGCUCCCACCAAGGUCCAUGAAUACACCCAGGAUGGCUGGAAGUACAUGAAGAACCUCAUCAAAUGAACAUUCUCUCUCUCCAGCAUUUGCUGUUUCCUCCAUGCUACUGUCUCAGGGAUGAGAUGUAGUACACCCCACUAGAGGGCAGCUCAGCCAUGCAAAGGCUCCAAUAAAAGACUCUGGAACUUCC